Tribolium madens (black flour beetle) is the source of this 1699-nucleotide messenger RNA. It is a transcript of the gene Hs3st-B, whose product is annotated as heparan sulfate glucosamine 3-O-sulfotransferase 3B1. Gene Ontology annotation, molecular function: [heparan sulfate]-glucosamine 3-sulfotransferase activity. The transcript is spliced from 3 exons. The coding region runs from base 344 to 1384 and encodes 346 amino acids. Lineage: Eukaryota; Metazoa; Arthropoda; Insecta; Coleoptera; Tenebrionidae. The record is from RefSeq and is a predicted model, not a curated record.
AAAAACAUAAAACGACGAAUUACGUAAAAGGAGUGAACAUAAAUAAAUGUCUAAGCGAAAAUUUGUUAAUUACUUUUAAAAUUUUAUUUUAAUUAUUUUUUAGUUUCAACAGUCUGCUCCUUAGCCACUUCCAGUUUUGUUGACAUUUUCUAAAAACGCUAUUUUGAGGUUAGGUUAUCAAGGGUCACCGAAAAAAUGGAUCAAAUGUGCCACAAAUUAAGUCAGUGAUAAAAAUAAACGUGAAAUUCGACAUGCUUAACCCGAAAGCAUGCAAAAAAACUCAAAGAAUGGCAUUUGACACAUUUAUGAUCCGAAGAACUGAAUCAAAUGCCUCGGAGAUCUAAUGGAAAUACUAAUCUCGAAGAAGGUUGUUUCAGCUUUAAUUUUAUUAGCUGCCAUAUCUUUUUAUAUCAGUUAUACAUUUAACACUUGCCUAGUCAGUAGUAUAGCCAAAGCAUUGCCGAAAUGGCGCCACCAUCCAGUAGUCCCUAACGACACCCCAAUCAUCCAUUACCACACCUCCGUUCGCGUCGUCCCCCUUCUCGAAAGUAACGAAUCAGACAUAUCGCCGAAAUACAAGUUUUUUCGCGAACAGGGUCUGCGCCCAAUGCGCCAACUUCCAAGUGCUUUAAUAAUUGGAGUGAAAAAAGGGGGCACUAGAGCCCUUCUCGAAUUCAUCCGGAUCCACCCCGAUGUGCGUGCCGCCGGCAGUGAGGUGCACUUCUUCGAUAAGAAUUAUCCUCGGGGCUUCCAGUGGUACCGCCAACGAAUGCCUCCGACACUCGAGGGCCAACUCACCAUCGAAAAAACGCCGUCGUAUUUUAUAACCAAGGAAGCGCCGAGACGCGUACAACAUAUGAAUCCCUCCACUAAACUCUUAGUCGUAGUUAGAGAUCCGGUCACUAGGGCCAUCUCGGAUUACACACAAGCGAUUUCGAAAAAAACAGACAUGAAACCCUUCCAUCAACUUGUUUUUAUUAAUAGUACGAUAGGGUGCAUUGUUGACACCUCCUGGGGGCCGGUGAAAUUGGGGCUGUACUCUCGAUACUUGGCCAGGUGGUUGAAAUAUUUUCCUUUAUCACAGUUUUUGUUCAUAAGUGGGGAAAGGUUGGUUGUGGAUCCGGCAAUUGAGUUGAAAAGGGUACAGGAUUUUCUGGGGCUCAAACGAGUGGUUUCCGAAAGACAUUUUUAUUUUAAUUCAACCAAAGGGUUUCCCUGUUUGUUUAAAAGUGAAGGGCAUAGUACACCGCACUGUUUGGGGAAAACUAAAGGCCGGAAUCAUCCCUAUAUUGACCCUAUCGUUAUCCAAAGAUUGAGGGAUUUUUACAGACCCUUUAAUAAUAGGUUUUAUCAAAUGACCGGAAUUAAUUUCGGUUGGGUUUGAACCAUAUACACAAAAAGUAUUGCUAGACCAAUGUCAAUUUACCCAACAUAUACCUCUGAUAUCAAGUUACACGUUGUUUUGUUUUCUUGUUUUGUUUUAUUUUAAUCCAAAUAUCACAUUUAUUAUUUAUUACGCUUUCUUGUUAUUACGAUAUUGGAACUUUUUUGUUAUAAUAUUUUUUUAUAAAAAUAGCACAGCAAACAUAAUCAAAUAGGUAAUGUUUUUGACUUUUAUCAAUCGUUUGAUAACCAAAGUUUUAUUCUUACCGUAUAAAUUAUUGUAGUUGGGAAAUUUUAAUAAAAAAUCGUAAAAAAA